Astyanax mexicanus (Mexican tetra) is the source of this 3120-nucleotide messenger RNA. It is a transcript of the gene rab6a, whose product is annotated as RAB6A, member RAS oncogene family. The transcript has 8 exons. Bases 292 to 918 code for a protein of 208 amino acids. The record is from RefSeq and is a predicted model, not a curated record. Gene Ontology annotation, molecular function: GTPase activity; GTP binding. Lineage: Eukaryota; Metazoa; Chordata; Actinopteri; Characiformes; Acestrorhamphidae.
AGGUUGCCGCUUCCUCCGCCAGUCUGAGCGGAGGUGAUGGAGUGAGGGGGAGAGCCGGGAGGGUCUCAGAACUUGGGUUUAAACUUGGGUUUGGAUUGAACUUCUACUCGGACUAGAGGCGGAUUAAAAUACUCACAUAUCGGCUCACCUGUAUCCGCCCUUUUAGCGCUCUGACCGAGGCGUGCCGUGCCCGCCCACAGCCUGCCGACUGACGGUUACCGGAGCUGGACGAGUCUCCGCCAGUAGAGUACCGAGCCCCCGUCAAGCUGCCGCUCCCUCUCCGCUGCAGGCAUGUCGACCUCCGGAGACUUCGGGAACCCGCUGAGGAAAUUUAAACUGGUGUUUCUCGGAGAACAGAGCGUUGGGAAGACUUCACUGAUCACCAGAUUCAUGUACGACAGCUUUGAUAACACCUACCAGGCCACAAUAGGAAUUGAUUUUUUAUCAAAAACCAUGUACCUUGAGGACAGAACAGUGCGGCUGCAGUUGUGGGACACGGCAGGACAGGAGCGCUUCCGCAGUCUGAUCCCCAGCUACAUACGCGACUCCACCGUGGCCGUCGUAGUCUAUGACAUCACAAAUGUGAACUCCUUCCAGCAGACCACAAAAUGGAUCGACGAUGUCAGAACAGAGAGAGGAAGUGACGUCAUCAUCAUGCUGGUUGGGAACAAGACAGAUCUUGCAGAUAAAAGACAGAUAACAACAGAGGAGGGAGAACAGAGAGCUAAAGAAAUGAAUGUUCUGUUUAUCGAAACGAGCGCAAAGACAGGAUACAAUGUGAAACAGCUUUUCCGGCGUGUGGCUGCUGCCCUGCCCGGCAUGGAGAGCACACAGGACAAGAGCAGAGAAGACAUGAUUGACAUAAAGCUGGAGAAACCCCCAGAACAGCCAGUCAGCGAAGGCGGCUGUUCUUGCUAAGAUCUCGCCUCAUCCCUCCUCACCCUCUCUCUCUCUCUCUCCCUCUCUCACACUCCCCUCUUUCUCACUCCUCUCUCUCUCUCUCUCCUCCGUCUCUUCUCGGCUGCAGUAUCGGUGUCCCCUCACCUCCCCCCCUCCCAGCCUGAAACCAGAAGAACACUACUUGUCCAUCAUCCUCAGCCAAGCUUUCUGCUGACUCACUGAGAUGACCUUAAGCUUACGAAGCACAAUGUGGAUGUGAAAGGUGUUGCUUCCUUUUUUUUCCCUGUUAAAUUUUGAAAUCCGUUAUUCUUCCUUUUGUUAUUGUUAUUAAUAUUAUUAUAUUAUAAUUAUUUUGGCAAAAUAAAACGUUUUAGUACUUUCUGUUUGUUGGCACUGUACCUUGAACAGAUAAACGCUUAUGCCACAGUUAGGCUCACGCGAUGCAGUGCACCUGAUGAGUGCAGAAAUGGAAAAUCUAGGGGUCUGUCUUUGUAUAUAUGUGAGCACUUGAACAAUUAAAAGAAUAGUCUGAGGAAAAAUCCAAUGAACAUUAUUGAGUGAUCAGCCAGGGCUAGUUUUGGUUGCUGAAGUUUGCUUCUUUAGGUUGGAAUAGGAAAUUAAAAGCUUUACUAAAACUGUAUUUAGAAGUUAUUUUUUUACAUGGGGAAGUGGGGUAAUUUAAUUUUACUACAGAACAUCUGUACAAUUUAUUGCUGAUUUGAAUGAGAUAAGAAAUCUUGGUAUAACUGACUUGGAUGGGAGCAGCUACUCGAUUUACACACUUUCAUCACCUCCAAAAUACGUGAUGGAAACCAAUAUUAUCAACCACUUAUAGCAUAUAUAUGUAGGCCAUAUACAGCCUACACUUCACAGAGACUUACACAGUGACCUUCCUAAAGCAGCAGGAGUAUUAUCCCAUUAUCCUAACAUCUCCAGUUUCAAACUAAAGAAGUUGACUUCAAAUAUCAAAAUUGUCAGUCUGAUUUACUGUAUCUGGUAUCGGUGAUGAUAAAUCUUGUUUGUUCUAUUUUUCGCUGCACUGUUCUUUAAUAUAUUGGAUUAUUAACAAUGUUCUGAUGAAGUUCUGAGUACUUUUCCUAUUAAAGAGUACUCAGGUGCUACGUGUGCUUUGCAAGCUAUCAGAAAUUCAGUCUUGCACAGGGUAGAGUUGAGAGUUGGGAGUGCAAACUAAGACUAAAGGCAUGUCAUGUUUAAGGGGUAUUGGGAUUGAAGUCUAGAAGUCUAGAUUAUGUCAUUAUCGGCUAUGCAGGGGUGUCAUGUUUUGUCUUUGGGGAGAAAAUAAAACGAGACACCAUCACCAUCCUUAAUAUUUACAUUACGGACGCUCUUAUACACAGAACGGUUUUCAGCAUGAAACUCAUCAAAUCUCUCUUUUAUUUUGGCUCAUUUUUUCACCUCGGCUGCCAUUCUCUUAUACAUAGAGUGUUAAAAAAAAUCCAGUAGCACAGUAGUAGGAAAAGUACAGUUACUUCACACAGUAGAUAAGAUGAUUUAUUUGUUUUUUGUUUGUUUUGUUUUGUAUAUUAAGGGACAUUAUCAUAGACAUCAACUGAUUAUAUCAAUGCAUAUUAUGCAGCCAUGCCUUUAAGAGUUUUAUAGGGCUUCCACAGGCGUUUUUUUUUUGUUUGUUUGUUUGUUAGCAUUGUAAAGUUUGAUUUAAUGUAAUAUUAAAAUAAUGACACUUUAGCUGUCUGUUUUUUUCCUCAUAUAUUGGUUUGUUGAAUCGACCAUGAUGUGUAAUAUUUAUUUCUACUCAGAUCAUGUUGCUUUUUUUUUUGUUUCUCUUUAAUUUUCUGUCAUAAUGUGGUCAUAAUUCACAAUUUUUUUGCAAUGCUUUGUAGACCCCCUCCAAAACAGACCCACCAGCGGGUUUAAGCAAGCUCAAGAUACAGUGCAAAUAGAGUGGUGUUUUUUUCUUGUUUGUUUGUUUUGUUUGUUAAUUUUUCCCUUCCCAGAUUGUUUUGGUUGUUUUUGUUCCUGGAGGAAAGUCCAUGCACGGUAACCGUUACCUCCAGGUUGUCAGAUUUUUUUUUCUUCAUUUUGUCUAAUUUUAUUUGUUUUAUAUUUGUUUAUUGACUGUUUUUUUAACUGUCACCACUGUGUGCUGCUGUGAUGCUGUGUACAAAACGCUCAUAAUUUGCACUGCUAGAUUACAUCAGUGUCUUAUUGACAUCCCUAAUAAAGACCUUUAUUUAGUGA